AUGCUGCCGUGCAUGGAGAGACGAGAGCACAACGGAUGCUGUGGUUUAGGCACUCUACCGCCGUCUGCAGCAGAAGCAAGAGCAGCGGAGGCGCGGGAGAUCGAGCAGCAGAUAAAAGAGAGGGAAAAGCUGCUAGCAACAGGGGGAGGGGCAGCUCCCCCACCCCUAGACGUUCAGGUGUAUACACUGAGCGAAAUGAGGCAGAGAGACCGCGAGCAGCAGCAGCAGCAGCAGCAGCAGCAGCAGCAGCAGCAGGAUGACUUUCAUGAUGGAGGAGGCAGCGCCGGCUAUUUUACACCAGCAGAUAUUGCUCGCAUCAAAGACGUAUGA
Eimeria mitis is the source of this 330-nucleotide messenger RNA. RefSeq lists its product as uncharacterized. The record is from RefSeq and is a predicted model, not a curated record. NCBI's taxonomy places the organism in Eukaryota, Apicomplexa, Conoidasida, Eucoccidiorida, Eimeriidae. The transcript is spliced from 3 exons. The coding region runs from base 1 to 330 and encodes 109 amino acids.